Molecule: messenger RNA, 772 nt
Organism: Cantharellus anzutake
Lineage: Eukaryota; Fungi; Basidiomycota; Agaricomycetes; Cantharellales; Hydnaceae
Product: 60S ribosomal protein l10a
Exons: 5
Coding region: 78-740 (220 amino acids)
Biological process (GO): translation
Cellular component (GO): large ribosomal subunit
Molecular function (GO): structural constituent of ribosome; RNA binding
Source: RefSeq, a predicted model, not a curated record
GAGCUAUGCAGUUCCUCGGAAAUUGUAUUACUAUUUUACAACCCUCACCACCUCUUCUCCACUCAGCUUAGGACCGCAUGAGCACUUCUAAGCUCUCAGCGACAAGCGUGCGAAGCUCUAUCAAGAGCCUUCUUGAUACUGCAAAUGACCCCGAGAAGCGUCGAAAAUUCCUCCAGACCGUUGAACUCCAGAUUGGUCUCAAGAACUAUGACCCCCAGCGUGACAAGCGUUUCUCUGGGACAGUGAAGCUUCCUAACAUCCCUCGUCCUCGCAUCUCCCUUUGUAUUCUGGCAGAUGCCCACGACGUUGAUCGUGCGAAGCAAAUUGAGCUCGAGUAUAUGACAGCAGAGGAUUUGAAGAAGCUUAACAAGAACAAGAAGUUGGUCAAGAAGCUUGCCAAGAAGUAUGAUGCUUUCUUGUCCUCGGAAAGUUUGAUCAAGCAAAUUCCUCGACUUCUUGGUCCUGGUCUCUCUAAGGCUGGUAAAUUCCCCACCCCAAUUUCGCCUGGUGAAGACCUUGCGAAUAAGGUGGUUGAAGUCAAGUCGACUAUCAAGUUCCAGUUGAAGAAGGUCCUCUGUCUGGGUGUGGCCGUUGGGCACGUUGAAAUGACGGAAGAUCAAAUUCUCGCCAAUGUCAUGCUUAGCGUUAACUUCUUGGUUUCGCUGCUCAAGAAGCACUGGCAAAACGUCAAGUCUCUGCAUCUCAAAACCACUAUGAGCAAGCCCCUGCGGCUUUAUUGAUUACUUCAUGCUGGCGAUCUGGGAUAUCGCUC